Candida albicans SC5314 is the source of this 2724-nucleotide messenger RNA. It is a transcript of the gene DCP2, whose product is annotated as decapping enzyme complex catalytic subunit. The transcript has a single exon. Gene Ontology annotation, cellular component: cytoplasm; P-body. Bases 1 to 2724 code for a protein of 907 amino acids. The record is from RefSeq and is a predicted model, not a curated record. Gene Ontology annotation, molecular function: 5'-(N(7)-methylguanosine 5'-triphospho)-[mRNA] hydrolase activity; manganese ion binding; RNA binding. Gene Ontology annotation, biological process: nuclear-transcribed mRNA catabolic process, nonsense-mediated decay; deadenylation-dependent decapping of nuclear-transcribed mRNA. Lineage: Eukaryota; Fungi; Ascomycota; Pichiomycetes; Serinales; Debaryomycetaceae.
AUGUCGAUCCAAUUACGCAAUGGUUUAGCUAAUCAAACUCUAGAUCGGGUGUUGGAAGAUUUGUUAGUUAGAUUUGUGGUGAAUGUUCCCGAAGAGGAUUUAUCUUCCAUUGAAAGAAUAAUGUUUCAGAUUGAGGAAGCACAAUGGUUUUAUGCUGACUUUGUUCGUCAGUUGAAUCCCGAUUUGCAAAGCAUGAAGAUGAAGACGUUCAGUACAAAGAUUUUAGAGAAAUGCCCGCUUAUUUGGAAAUGGGGUGACCCACAGGAAGCAUUAUCUAAAUUCGGAAAAUAUAAAUCGACCAUACCGGUUCGUGGUGUUGCAUUAUUCAAUAAAGAUUUGAACAAAGUUGUGCUAGUCAAGGGCACCGAAUCCAACUCUUGGUCGUUUCCAAGAGGGAAGAUUUCGAAAGAUGAAUCUGACAUUGACUGUGCAGUUAGAGAAGUAGAAGAGGAAACAGGGUUCAAUUGCCGACACCUUAUUGAUGAAAACGACUGCAUUGAAAGAAACAUAAGGGGAAAGAACUACAAGAUUUAUUUGGUCAAAAAUGUGCCGGAAGAUACUUUAUUCGAGGCACCUACUUAUGAGAUAUCGCAAAUCAAAUGGUUUGACAUUAAAACAAUCCAAAAGAAAUGUAAGACAAACCCAAACACUUUUUUCAUUGUGGGGACUAUUUUGAAGCCGAUGACUAAAUGGAUUAACAAGAACAAGGGUGUAUUGAACGAGGAAGAAAUUAUGUUACAGGUUGAGUUGAAAUUGAAGGAGUUGUUGGGACUUAAUGCUAAAGAACCAGAAGAAAAUGUGGAUGCAGGUAGAGAAUUGUUGAAUAUUUUGCAAAAAGUUGGACAAAAGGAAAGCCAAUCUGCAAUAUCACCAAGCUCUUCAUACCAAAAUAACGAUCAACAACCACAGCCACCAAUGGUUAAUGUACCUGUUCCGCAACAUCUCCAUAACCAAAUCCCUUUUUUUGCAGGAGCACACGCUGCUUUCCCAUUUUACAAUCAGCCUUUUUUCAAUCCUAUGUCGUUUAUGCCUCCACAAUUCAUGCCUCAUCAUCCUGCAUAUGUUAGUCCACAUAACCAACAACCCCCUAACCCUCAAAGCUUUCAGAAGCCCAAGACUAACUCGAAAGAGUUGUUAUCUAUUUUGACGGCUAAAUCAGACAAGAAAAGGGAUGACGAGAACUCAAAACAGCGCAAGCCGGUGGAAGAUGACAAUAUCCGCUCCAGAGCACAACAAUUAUUGAGCGUAUUUCCUAAAAAGCACAUCAAAGAGACUAACACGUCAGCAGAGUCAGAGGUUGAGAAUGAGAAUGAACUUGCCAAGAAGCAUUUGUUGAAGUCCUUGCGCAGAUCUGCAACCCCAGAAGCGAGCACAACAGAGACUAGGUCUCCUGGAAUGAGUCCAAUAAUAGACAAUUCUUACCAAGAGCCAUCCAACGAAAUUGAAGAGUCAAUUAGAGCACAACGUCAACAAGUCCCAGUAACAUCAAGGAGAAAGAUAAAAUUACUAAAGAGAUCUGAUAAUGAAGCAUCUGCAAAUUUGUUGGAGUUAUUAGGUCCGAAAAAGACAGAGAGUGUGGAUACAGCAAAUAAGAACCCAGAUGCAGGCAACGAACUAUUAGGAUUACUUCAUAAGAAGCAGGAACAAAACCAGGAACUGUUGCCCAACGUAGAGAGAUCAUCGACAAGAAAAGAAGAGCUGCAAAACACCUCCAACGAAUUGUUAACUAUGCUUAAAAAACCAACUGCCGCAAAAGAAUCCACAUCAGAGUCACGAUCCCAAAAUUUGCUUAACUUGCUUAAGAAGCCAGAAUCACAAAAUGCACCAGGAAGCAAGGGGAAGGAUCAAGCUUCUGGCGACCAGUUGGCUGACACUCACCUACCAAGCUACACACAAAACAACUUGCAACCUCAACUCAACAAUUUAAACCCUUUACCAAGCCCCAUGAACUUCUUGUCGAGUCCAGAGCAGAAGCCACAACAAGCAUCACAAGUAUCUUCUGCGAACCAAUUAUUGGGCUUGCUUCAUAAAAAUGGUACCGAAAGAAAUAAAAGUAUAACAUCUCCGAACGAGUUAUGGGGAACAAGUACUCCUGGUUCCACAGGGGGGCCCAGCGUUGGAGAGGCCAAUAAACAUUCCAAUGCCACCACCGGGGGUCCGUUCAGAAGUAACGUGCUUUCUCCAAAUCUAGACAUUUGGACGAAUGAUACAAAAACAUCAAGCUUGCUGGGCAGCCAGUUUCAAAUCCCAGAGCCAAGUAGAAGGAGCAGUCAGUUAUUGGAUUUAUUGAACACGAAUAGAGAUCCAGUGCAAGAUGCUCAAUAUUCGCAAUCUAAUUCGAAUAACUACAACAAUGGAGGUAUAGAAAUUGCUAGAAGAGAUUCUCCAUCUGAUAAGUUUGAAAAUUUUGAGGAUUUCGAGGACUAUAACGAUGGAUAUCAGUUUAAUGAUGAACUUCUUGAUAAAACAUACAGGAAUUUUGAUAUCGCUAGUGACGAAGAGGAUGUUGAUUAUUUAAUUGACCCUUUGAUUACACAUAAUGACAAGCUGCUGCAUCAAGACAACGAAAUCAAACCUUCGCUGGUAGAUAACCAGAAUGAUCAACCAAAGAAGAUAAGAAUUUUGAAGCCUGGUGAAAACAUUGACAAUCUUUUCGGUUCUCAAGGAAGUAACGAGCCUGGAAAAGGGUUAUUGGCUUUAUUGAAUGGUGGAAAGGCACAGUAA